Messenger RNA from Panicum virgatum (switchgrass), 330 nucleotides. RefSeq lists its product as uncharacterized. The record is from RefSeq and is a predicted model, not a curated record. Gene Ontology annotation, molecular function: nucleic acid binding. Bases 1 to 330 code for a protein of 109 amino acids. The transcript has a single exon. NCBI's taxonomy places the organism in Eukaryota, Viridiplantae, Streptophyta, Magnoliopsida, Poales, Poaceae.
AUGAGGGCAUACUGCAACGCAGUACGCCGCCUCGAAGACAAGUUUGACGGCAUAGAACUCAACCACGUCCCGUGCAAGUACAACGAGGAUGCCGACGAGUUAGCCAGGAUCGUGUCAGGGCGGACUACUGUCCCCCCAAACAUCUUUGCUCGCGACAUCGCCAAGCCCUCCGUCGAUUUCAAGGAUCCGGUGGAACCGGGCCCCUCGAACGCCGAGCCCCCCGACGGGAACCCCUCAGCGGAUGAGGCCGAGCCCACGGGCACUGACUUCGAGACCUCCUCCAUGGAUGAGGCCGAAGCGAUGGAGAUCGACGAAUCCCAACCCCCAUGA